This is a messenger RNA of Conger conger (European conger), 6018 nucleotides long. It is a transcript of the gene itga8, whose product is annotated as integrin, alpha 8. Lineage: Eukaryota; Metazoa; Chordata; Actinopteri; Anguilliformes; Congridae. Bases 180 to 3332 code for a protein of 1050 amino acids. Gene Ontology annotation, cellular component: external side of plasma membrane; integrin complex. Gene Ontology annotation, biological process: integrin-mediated signaling pathway; cell-matrix adhesion; cell-cell adhesion. Gene Ontology annotation, molecular function: integrin binding. The record is from RefSeq and is a predicted model, not a curated record. The transcript is spliced from 30 exons.
UGGAUGCGAACGCGCGGAGUGAAUGAAUGGAGCGGUCUUGCUUUCGGAAACUUUACUUUUGACAGCUACUUGAGCUGACCAUACAGACUGUUCAGCGGAAUUAUUCACUUAAAUUCACUUUACGGAGGAGUCUUUCAUUUUUUGUUGGGAUUACUGCAGGUCACUUUUGGGUUGUAACCAUGUUGCCUGACUCUAUUCGGAUGUUUUUUUGUUUGACGUCGUAUCUUUGUCCCAUAUUUUUUGGAGUAGCUGCAUUCAAUUUGGAUUUAGAAAAAACGACUGUAUACAGCGGUCCUGAAGGUAGUUAUUUUGGCUAUUCGGUGGACUUCCAUCGGCCAUCGCCGGACAAGAGCGUUAUGAGUGUCUUGGUCGGGGCUCCAAAAGCGAACACAUCUCAGCCAGGAAUUGUGGAAGGGGGAGCCGUGUAUUACUGCCCUUGGCCAUCUACAGACUCGACUCCCUGCCGCCAGAUUCCCUUUGAUAUCGCCAAUAACAGGAUGAUAAAAGUGAAUGGGACUCGGGAACCACUGGAGUUCAAAUCUAAUCAGUGGUUUGGAGCCACGGUCAGGACACACAAAGGCAAAGUGGUGGCGUGCGCCCCGCUGUACCACUGGCGCACGGUGAAGAUGAGCAGCGAGAAAGACCCGGUCGGAACAUGCUACGUGGCCGUCCAGAACUUCAGCGCCUAUGCGGAGUACUCUCCCUGCCGCACUAACGAUCCGGAUCCUGAGGGACAGGGGUUCUGCCAGGCUGGCUUCAGUGUGGAUUUUACAAAGGAGGGAACCCUAGUGGUGGGAGGACCAGGGAGUUUCUACUGGCAAGGUCAGGUGAUAACAGCAGGCAUUGCCGAAAUCAUCAACGGCUACUCUCUGAAGGCCAUUCUGAGGAAAGUGAGCGGGGAGAAGCAGACGGUCGCCGCACCCGACAGCUAUGACGACAGCUACCUUGGUUAUUCGGUGGCAGUUGGGGAAUUCACAGGGGACUCAGAGCAAGAGCUCAUUGCUGGAGUGCCGAGGGGGGCGCAUAACUUUGGCUAUGUUGCUGUUAUAAAUUCAACUAAUUUAACGUUCAUUCAGAAUUUCACUGGAGAGCAGAUGGCCUCAUAUUUCGGCUACACGGUAGCUGUGAGUGAUCUGAAUGGUGAUGGCCAGGACGACGUGCUUGUGGGUGCCCCUCUGUACAUGGACCGGGAGUUUGAGAGCAAGCCCAAGGAGGUGGGCCGGGUCUACUUGUACCUUCAGGAGGACAUCCUGACCUUCAGUGACCCCAUCAUCCUCUCGGGUACAGACAUUUUUGGCCGAUUUGGGAGUGCAGUUGCCUCUCUUGGGGACGUGAACCAGGACGGCUUUCAUGAUAUCGCGGUGGGGGCACCGUUCGCAGGUGAGGAACGGAGGGGCCGGGUCUUCAUCUACAACGGACAGAGCAGCGGGCUGAGGCCCCAGGCCUCCCAGGUGCUGGAGGGGAUCUGGGCUUCGCAGUCCAUGCCAGCAGGGUUCGGCUUCACCCUGAGGGGGGACUCUGACUUGGACAAGAACGAAUAUCCAGAUCUAAUCGUAGGCGCUUUCGGAGUGGGGAAAGCAGUGGUUUACAGGGCUCGGCCAGUGAUAACGUUGGAGGCCCGCUUGCACCUCACUCCCAGGAUCCUCAACCCCGAAAACAAGAGCUGCCUGCUGCCUGGGUCGGACACCAUGGUGACCUGCUUGACGGCGGAGGUCUGCGCUAAGGCGUCGGGCAUCGGAGCCGGAGUUCCAGAUGAAGUGGCCCUCAAUGCAGAGCUGCAACUGGACUGGCUGAAGCAGAAAGGGGCCAUUAAGAGGGUCCUCUUCCUGGACACUCACCAGCACCAGCACCAUUGGACCCUCGUCAUCGACAAGAGGAAGAGUCAAACUUGCCAGAGUUUUACUGUGUAUCUCAGAGAGGAGAGUGAGUUUCGGGACAAACUGAGUCCCAUCAGCAUGGCUUUGAACUACAGCCUGAAUGAGACUUCCCCACUUCCUGGGCUGACACUCAGACCAAUCCUGGACCACUAUGGCAAGUCUUUCAUCCAUGAGCAGGCUUACAUUCUGCUGGACUGCGGAGAGGACAACAUGUGCAUCCCGGAUCUCAGGCUGUCAGCCACAAUGGACCGAGAGCAGCUGGUCAUCGGAGACGACAACCCCGUCAUGCUGACCAUCAACGCGGCAAACCUGGGCGAAGGAGCGUACGAGGCGGAGCUGCACGUGCUCAUCCCUCCAGAGGCCGAUUACAUCGGGGUGGAGCGCCGGCGAGAGGCUGUCCAGCGUCUGAACUGCGAAUACCAGAUGGAGAACGACACAAGGAUGGUGGUGUGUGACCUGGGGAACCCCAUGAUGGCCGCAACCAACCUGUCGGUGGGCCUUCGCUUUUCUGUUCAGAGGCUGGAGGAGGUGGGCCCCCACCUCGGCUUCGACCUACAAAUCCAGAGCUCCAACAAAGACAACUCAAAGAGCAACCCAGUGAGCCUGGUGCUGAAUAUCUUGGCAAAGGCACAAGUUGAUAUACGUGGGGUGUCGCACCCGGCUCAGAUCAUCCUGCCUUUCCCCCGCUGGGAGCCCAAGGAUAAGCCCGUUAAGGAGGAGGACAUUGGCCCACAGGUCCGGCACAUCUACGAGCUCCACAAUAAGGGUCCAAGUGCGAUCAGCAGUACAGUCUUGGAGGUGGGCUGGCCCAGCCGCUAUAAGGACGAACACCUCCUGUACGCUCUGGAGAUCGAGACUGACGGCCCAGUAACAUGCACGGCCAACUCCUCGCUCAACCCCCUAGACCUGGAGAUAUCUGGCCUGCAGGAUACACCUGAGCUCCUGGGUUUCCUGCGCAACACGAGCUCCACCCACUCCCGCCGUCGCCGUGCCGUCACCACGGCAGAGGCUUACAAGGGCAAGACCCUGAACUGCACUAACAUCCACUGCCUGAUGAUAGCAUGUCACGUGGGACAGCUGGACCGAGACAAGAGCGCCGUGGUGAAAAUCCGAUCACGACUCUGGGCCAACACCUUCCUACAGAGGCGGAACGACCCCUAUGUGCUGAAUUCCACCGUAUCCUUCAAAGUGAUGGGCAUGCCUUAUCGAGUCAAGCCAGAUACCCUUCCCCGGGACUCGAAAUCAAUAGGUACCUUCGUGGUGUGGGCCACUCCAGACGUCUCCUUCGCCAUACCGCUGUGGGUCAUCAUCCUAGCCAUUCUCCUGGGACUGUUGGUCCUGGCAAUCCUCACACUCGUCAUGUGGAAGUGUGGGUUCUUUGACCGGGCGCGGCCCCCAAGCGAUGACGUGUCGGACCGAGAGCAGCUGACAUCGGAGAAGUCCACAGAGGCUUGAGCAGGGUGCGCUGCCGGCGAGCCUCGUUUCAGGACCAUUUCGGGGAACUCUUCGAGGCUUGUUCCAACCCUCCCGAUGACUUUCCCACAGCGACCUGAAAUCUGUGGGUUGAACCAUAAGAAUACUGACUUUCCAAGUGCUAUUAGACCGAGAAACAUGAAACACAAUUUAAACACUGAGGGACCAAUAGCGGUUGUUGAGGUUGUGAUCGCCCAACAACCCUCCAACCAGAAUGUGACUGCAAAAGAGAGAUCUGCACAUUCCAUGGAAUCAAACAAUGACAGCCGGAUAUUCCUUUGGUUCAGUUCCUUCGCUUAAAUUCCUGGAGACUAUUGAGGGCGAAUUUCAUGACAUGACUUAAGUUUCUUUUAUUUGCUUUCAGAUAUUUUCAGUCCGAGAGAACUCACUUUUUGGCUGUUUUGACUGAAGCGCUUUUCAGGACAUGCACCAAACAGGACACUUUUCAACUUUUCCAAGAGUUUCAGCCUUUGUGCCUUUUUCAACCGUUUCAGCCCCUCUGUAGCCACCGAAGGACAGUGCCUUUUCUAGACAGCCUUACAAUUAUUGUUCUUUACAAUACGCAUCCACUUAAUCUCAGGUGUAACCGUGGAAGGUUGAAGCCUCACUUCUGAGAACGUUCCAGAAACGUUACCUGCCUGUCAGUGAUAGCCUGUCCUCAGACAAAAGCUUGCAUGGAAUGCUACCAAAUCCACUCUUGUGCAAUGAGUACAAGAACAAUUGAGAAUGUUUAUUUACACUGCCAUUUUUAUUCAAGUGGGAAACAAUGCAAACACAGGACUUCACAUAGAAAUAAAUGGCACCGUUGACCAUGUCAAUGUGAUAGCUGAUUCCCUAUCAUAGUAGUUUUAGUUAUGAAGGCAUCCUUACUCUAUCAGUGAAAUGCUGUGGAGUUUCUAGAUCUUUCUAUUCACAGUUUGAGGUGUGUAAAUGGAGAGGGACACAGUAGGCACCACACAUUUUGUAGGCUCUCUGAAAACGAUUUGUCAUGACAUCCGAGAACCUGAACUGGCAGAGAGCUUUCUGCACCAGCAAUGACCUCAUGUUUUUGAUAUCAAACAUUAUAGAGGAUUUGAUAUCAUAUUUAAUGUUGUUUUGUCAUUGGAAAAAACAUACCUGAAUUCAGAUCCAAGCCGAUAGAAAAAUUCAAAAUUCACAAGAAACUAGCAUAAUGCUAUAGAAAUCAUCUAUACAUUAGAAAUAGCUAUUUCCAAAAUGUUAUUUGUUCAUUUUUAAAUAAUAAUUUGUCAGCUUGACCGUGUUUGGAAUGGUCAACUGUCUGCAACCCCAGCCAGGUUAGUGUGUGAACCCCAGUGUAGACCGCUGGGGUUUUCCGACUGAAACAUGCAUUGCAUGUUUUCACACCCCACACUGCAGCUAAGCUGGCAUAGAGUGCAGUCAGAGGAAGACCUUUCAUAUGCGUGCAGUCCAGAGGCGCUCUAUCGACUAGCGGCGAUCGCUAGAUAGCGAUGAAAUGCAGACACCGACCUGAAUGAACCCUUCCAUAUCCUGGGUGCCGUAAACACCAAUUGUGCGUACUCUAUGGAGCUAACGAGACACCACUGGCCUAAAUGAUCUGUUUUCAGCUAUAGUUUGGUGAAAUUGUGUUAUUAAGCUGGCUGUGGCACAAAAGUUCUUUAAGACUUUAAUUCAGUGUAAUUCAUUCCUAACACCAUGGGCCUAUCCUUUUCUAUAACUGAAAAUUAACAUGCAUUUCAGUAUGUCAAUUUAUUGAUUAAUUCUACUCAUUCCACUGCCCAUUCCACUUGAUAUUUAGAAGAUAUUUGACGAUACGGCCCUUCUGCAUUUCCUAGUACUACACAUAUAGGCAAAAAGGCAAGCAGCUAUUGCUCACAAGGGAGAAUAUAUGAAAUUGUAUGUGCAAUAUUGUGGUGUUUUGUAAAAUGCUGAAGCGUGUUUACACUGGUAUUAUUUUAUUAAAAUUAGUUCAGGUUUUGUAUAUAAUGUUCAAUGACUAGAUGUAUUUGUGAGGCUAGGACAGACAGAACAUUGUGUCCUCUACCAGCAAAAAAGGGAAAUACAAUUUUUGGUUUGUUUUUUCAAAUAAUAACUCAGUGUGCACAUAUGUACAGUUGUAAGUGACUGUUGAGGGGAUAAGAAGAACAUGGACAUUCCUGAUUUGUAUGUGACUGGGCGAGUCGAUUGAUCCUAAUCAUUUCAAUAGAUUAAAUGAUUAGGCCACACUCUUAUACUAGUACCCCACAGUUCAAUUCAUUCUGUUUACCAUGAGGUCAUGAGCUCAUCAUUUGCCUGCCACCGCACUUGAACUGCCUCAUGCAAGCCUCACAACCGGCACAGAAGACCUUAAUUAGCAGAAAAGUGCUGAAGAAUCUGUAAUUCAUUUUAUGACGUAAAUCUUCUUUAACCCUACAAUAACUAAAGUGCCUGCAGUGUGAGCAGCUGUCCAAGUCAAGGGCAGUUACCAUGCUAAUCUGUCGGCUUGUUUCGUUUAGUAAUUUUUGGUAUUACUGUUUGCAAGUAAAGUUAACGCACUAACACCCAAUGUCAGAGAGUGUAGUUUAAUGUAUGAAUGAGCUGUAAUGACCGUUGUCACUUUAAAAAAGUAUCUAUGUAUAUAGCUGACAAGCAGACUGUUGUUACAUAUUUUUUUUGUACUGAAGAAUAAAACAAUAUUAAAAUAAACAAA